UCUGCACAAGUUUUGAGAAAUCUCCCCUCACAGCCAUGACAUGACAAGCCUCCCUGCAGUUUCCUAGACCGCCACACGGGGCGCAUCCCCUUCCCCGCCGCCGCCGCACGGAUUGCUGCAGUACAAUGUCAGCGCUGUGUGCCCGUGGGACGUCGGGGGUUGCGGGGUGCAGUCGGGUGUUCGGUGCCCGGCGGCUCUGCACCCCUCCACCUCAGCAGCCGCCGUCGCCGGGCACUGAAUGUGGGGCAACCAAAGGGGAGCACGGAGCACCGGAGAAAGUGGACAACAAAGCCCAGCUAUGGAGCCGCUACCACGAGAUGAAGAAACUAGUGUAUGAUCUUCUUCCUCCCGGUGUAUGCAAUCUGCUGAAUCCAGCAACCAUAUGCUCCAACAAUGAAAUCUGUCUGGGAGACAUUGAGAUCUAUGGAUUUGAUUAUGAUUAUACCCUGGCCCAGUAUUCAGAUAUGUUACAUAAGAAGAUAUUCACUACUGCUAGAGACAUCCUCAUACAACAGUACAAGUAUCCAGAGGGAAUUAAGAAGUAUGAUUAUAUCCCAGGAUUUGCAAUAAGAGGCCUGCACUAUGAUAUACAGAAGAAUCUGCUGAUGAAGAUCGAUGCAUUUCAUUAUAUCCAGUUAGGAACAGCCUACAGAGGUCUGAAGCCUGUCCCCGAUGAGGAGGUCAUAGAUUUAUAUGGUGGCACGCCCCAUAUUCCGCUUAUAGAGAUGAGUGACUUCUAUGGGAAGGGUCCAACAAUGAAGCAGUUCAUGGAUAUUUUCUCUCUACCUGAGAUGACUCUGAUCUCCUCUGUUACCGAUUUCUUCAUCAGCAAUGGUAUUGACUUCGACCCAGUUCACCUUUAUAAAGAUACAACAGAUGCAAUUCGUGAUGUCCAUGUUAAACGGAUGAUGUAUGAAUGGAUUGAAAAGGACAUGGAGCACUACAUCCUUCAUGGGGAAGAAGUUUUUGCUGUUCUGAAUCGACUUGUAAAACACAACAAGAAACUCUUUCUUAUCACCAACAGCCCCUUCACCUUUGUAGAUAAGGGAAUGAAGCACAUGGUGGGGAAGGACUGGAGAGAUCUCUUUGAUGUGGUUAUAGUACGGGCUGACAAACCUGCUUUUUUCACCGACCGACGCAAGCCAUUCAGGAGACUAGAUGAACAUGGUUCUCUUCAGUGGGACAGGAUCACUAGCCUAGAAAAAGGAAAAAUAUACAAGCAGGGAAACCUCUUUGACUUCCUAAGAUUAACAGGCUGGAGAGGGUCCAAGGUGUUGUACUUUGGUGAUCACCUUUACAGCGAUCUGGCAGAUCUCAUGUUACGUCAUGGCUGGAGAACUGGAGCCAUUGUUCCUGAAUUAGAGAGUGAAAUUCGGAUAAUAAACACUGAACAGUACAUGCAUUCACUGACCUGGCAACAAGCACUUACUGGGCUACUGGAGCGGAUGCAGACUUAUCAAGAUGCUGAGUCCAAACAAGUUCUUAUGGAGUGGAUGAAAGAGCGUCAAGAAUUAAGGUCUAUUACAAAGAACCUAUUCAAUCCCCAAUUUGGCAGCAUUUUUAGAACUUACCACAACCCAACAUACUUCUCCCGGAGGCUGAUCAGAUUCUCUGACAUCUACAUGGCUUCCAUCAGUUGCCUUUUAAAUUAUGAUAUCAACUUUACAUUUUAUCCACGACGUACCCCUCUGCAACACGAGGCCCCAUUAUGGAUGGAUCAGCUUUGCACUGGCUGCAUGAAGACCCCUUUCUUAGAUGAGAUGGUUCAUAUCCGAUAACAGGAAGAUUUACAAGGAGUUUGCAAGAACUGUCCAUCACAUCCAGAGGGUUCCAUUUCUUAUAACAACCCUAUGAAGAAGGUCAAGCUUCUCGAAAGUGGCUUGUUGUGCAUAUGGUACCUUAAGUGGUAUGACAUGUAGUGGUAAUACCAUAAACUACACCACCACUGCAUCUAGAAAGUUUAAUAAUACAUGUAGGAUUUCUUCUGCAGGGGAGAGUUUCUAUACAUUUCCUUUCAUGGGUAAGGCUGCUUUCACACUAUGAGCAUUCAUCCGAUAUUAAACAUCCGUUUUCUGUGUGAAAACGUAUGUGAAAUAACGGGUGCUAACGGAUGAAUAAAUAUUCAUCCGUUAAGGCCCGUUAUGACAUCCCUCAUGUACAGCCGUUUUAACACCUCUGCCUACAGACUCCCACAGCCGGGACUACUAAUACUCCCAUCAUGGAACAGACUUGUUUCCAUGAUGGGAGUAGUAAUUCCCUGGCUGCGGGAGUCUGCAGACAGCUGGGGAGGCUACAUUAGUGUUUGUACUACAACCCCCAUCAUGGAUCAGAGUCUGUUCCAUGAUGGGGUUGUAGUACAGGGGCUGAGGGAUUGAUCGUCUUCUGGCACUAUGCGCUGCUAAUAGAAAUACUCUUCAUUCAUAGCGCUGCAGGGGUAUAUGUAUAUAGAAGCGCUGGGGGUGCACACAUUUAGUGUUAUCUACCCCCCCCCCCCCAGCGCAUCUACCGUAUUUAUCGGCGUAUAACACACACUUUUUAGGCUAAAAUUUUUAGCCUAAAGUCUACCUGCGUGUUAUACGCCGAUAAGCCGCUGCAGUUCAAUGAUUUAAAGCGGGCGCUUUAAAUCAAUGAACUGCAGCGGCUUUGCAGGUGCAGAGACCGCCACCGCUGCCGGCUUCUCUGCUCCUGCCUGUCCUGGGGUCUAGAGCCCUGCUGCCGGCCCUUCUCUCCCCCUGGCUAUCGGUCCCGCUGCCCGUUCUCUCCCCCUGACUAUCGGUGCC
Messenger RNA from Hyla sarda, 2780 nucleotides. RefSeq names its product 5'-nucleotidase domain containing 2 (gene NT5DC2). The transcript is spliced from 15 exons. The coding region runs from base 126 to 1778 and encodes 550 amino acids. Gene Ontology annotation, molecular function: 5'-nucleotidase activity. The record is from RefSeq and is a predicted model, not a curated record. Lineage: Eukaryota; Metazoa; Chordata; Amphibia; Anura; Hylidae.